CACUUAAGACACAGGUUUCGAGGAUGGCUAAUUUUAGGAUGUUUGCAAAACUCUGCACAAUUAUUUCUCUUGGAGAGAUGGUUCAUAUCAUAGCGGGGACCGAGCCCUCUGUCAUUCAACUGGAGACUCAUUAUAUGUCAGCAAAUAUUGGAGAAGAGGUGACUUUGCUCUGCUUUUAUGGAGACGAGAUGGCAAUGCAUUUCUCCUGGUACAAGCAAGCCUUAGGGAAAAACCCUAAGCUAAUCUCAACCAUCUACAAGUAUGAUGAGAACGCAUCAUUUUACCAUGAGUUCAAGGGUAACACUCGCUUCUCAGUGCAAGGCCGCAACGGAAUGAAUCACCUAAGCAUCUUAAAUGUUGAAAUCUCGGAUUCAGCCAUAUACUACUGUGGGCGCGCUCACUCAAAUGUUGUGGAAUUUGGACACGGAAUCAUGCUCAAUGUAAAAGAUUCAGAGUCCAACAGAAUUUCAGUUCAACAGCAGCCUGUUUCUGAGUCAGUUCAGCCAGGAGACUCUGUGACUCUGAACUGUACAAUAAACACUGAGACCUGUGAAGGAGAACACAGUGUCUAUUGGUUCAGACAUGACUCAGGAGAAUCUCCUCCAGGAAUCAUUUAUACCAAUGGAGACAGGAGUGGUCAGUGUAUGAAGAGCCCUGAGUCUUGGUCUCCUACACAGAGCUGUGUCUACAACCUCCCCAAGAGGAACCUCAGCCUCUCUGAUACUGGGACUUACUACUGUGCUGUGGCUUCAUGUGGAGAGAUACUGUUUGGGAAUGGAACCAAGCUGGACAUUCAAGGUGGAAACAUUCAGAUGGAGACCGAUGCAGUUUUGAGAAUCCUUGUCCUUUUGUCCAUCGGUAGAACUGGAGUUCUUUUCUGCUUCCUGACCAUCCUACUAGUCAUCAUACUCAUCAAUAAAUAUUUUAAUUAAGUGAUUCUGUUUCUUAAUCAUUCAGCUUUGAAUAAGAAAUUAAAAAGUAUGUGGCUAAUUGUCUGUGUUUGUCACAUCAGCUUAGGUGAAAGUACAAUGCCAAUAUUACUCAGUGUCUUUCAAUUGUACCUUAAUUCCUGGUUGUGUUUUACUGAGCCAUGCAGAACCAUGAUACAGAAUUACUUGUAAUUAUUUCUUUAUAUUUCAUUUGUUUUAAAUGUUUCAGUAAGAAGCAUGAUUUGUGGGAAUCAACACUGAUAAACAUCCAGCACAUUUUUACAUAAAUGAAGAGAACACAAAUCACAGAAACCACACCUACUGUAUUUGGAUAUAAUAGCAACUUUUACAAAAUUAAACAAUGUGAACUUCUGCUUUUAUUUUUUGCUCACCCUUCUCUUCA
This is a messenger RNA of Esox lucius (northern pike), 1332 nucleotides long. RefSeq lists its product as uncharacterized. The transcript is spliced from 4 exons. Gene Ontology annotation, biological process: response to bacterium. The coding region runs from base 24 to 932 and encodes 302 amino acids. The record is from RefSeq and is a predicted model, not a curated record. Lineage: Eukaryota; Metazoa; Chordata; Actinopteri; Esociformes; Esocidae.